Messenger RNA from Siniperca chuatsi (mandarin fish), 5497 nucleotides. RefSeq names its product Krueppel-like factor 7. Gene Ontology annotation, biological process: regulation of transcription by RNA polymerase II. The transcript has 4 exons. Bases 177 to 1160 code for a protein of 327 amino acids. Gene Ontology annotation, molecular function: DNA-binding transcription factor activity, RNA polymerase II-specific; RNA polymerase II cis-regulatory region sequence-specific DNA binding. The record is from RefSeq and is a predicted model, not a curated record. Lineage: Eukaryota; Metazoa; Chordata; Actinopteri; Centrarchiformes; Sinipercidae.
CUCCCUAUCAGUGUCUAGUUUGGCAACACGGAUACGCAUGGAGCUUCCAUCACCUCCAGUCUCUUUUACGCACCGAGUCCGAUAAUGCGCGCAGGUACAGGGACCCUAAUCGCCACAUUUCCAACCGCUACACUGAGCAAUUAAUCUCCUCUUAUGGACUAAUAUGAAAGAAGUGGAUGAAGAGGUCUGACACAGCCAAGAAAGGAGACAUUUUUCUUGUGGAUCAUUCUUGUUUUCCAUCAACGAGCGACAGCAUGGAUGUCUUGGCGAACCAUAGUAUCUUUCAGGAACUUCAGCUCGUUCACGACACCGGCUACUUCUCUGCCAUGCCUUCGCUGGAGGAAAACUGGCAGCAGACCUGCCUAGAAUUGGAGCGUUAUCUGCAGACAGAGCCCAAGCGUCUGUCAGAGCUCUUCGACCAAGACCUGGAUGGCCUCCUAACUCCGGCCUACCUGAAGGAGGACGGCGAGGAAGAGUUGACAGACGCCCUGCUCCCGAGCCUGCCCAGCCUCCCUGAGCCCCAGAGCCCAUCCCCAGUGAUCCUUUGCCCAGCACGGAAAAAUUUUCCCUCCACUAUUGCAAUGAAAAGCGACCUCAAACCCAAGGGUCAGGAGCUUGAAAACGUCGAAGGGAUGGAGGGGGUCCACCAGGCCCAGCUGAGUGCCGUCACCUCCCUGACGCCCCCGUCGUCGCCAGAACUGGGCCGGCACCUCGUCAAACCCAACCAGACACUGACGGCCUCAGCUGAUGGGACGCUUACCCUGAAGCUGGUGGCCAGGAAGGUGGGGCUUAGCGCGGCCCGGCUGGUGGCUGCGCACACACUCCCCGUCCGGAUGAAGGACGAAGACGAGGGGGCUGCAUGUGUGAUCGGGGUGGGGGAGCUACCAGAGAACAAGAAGAGGAUCCACCGUUGUCAAUUCAACGGCUGCAGGAAGGUGUACACCAAGAGCUCCCACCUAAAGGCCCAUCAGAGGACACAUACAGGUGAGAAGCCGUACAAGUGCUCGUGGGAGGGCUGCGAGUGGCGAUUCGCCCGGAGCGAUGAGCUGACGAGGCACUACCGCAAACACACCGGUGCCAAGCCUUUUAAGUGCAACCACUGUGACAGGUGUUUCUCGCGGUCAGAUCACUUGGCGCUACACAUGAAGAGGCACAUCUGAGGGAUUUGAGAGAGGUCAGCAGGAGUGGAAGAGAGGGGAAGGGGAUGGAGGCGGAGUGGAAGAAGGAGAGGGAGCAUCAUCUGCAGAAAAAUAACACCAUGGAUGUUAGAGAGAGACAGCAGGAUGGACUCAAAAAACACCAGAUUUGGCCAUUCUGGACUGGAGGGAGAGGCACCACACAGAGAUGCUGACUACAGACAGAAACACAGGCAGGCAGACAGACAGAUCAUAAGUGGCUCUGUCAAUCUGUGCUCAACCAGUUGGUCCAUGAUUCCACAGUGACACAUCGUCACCUCACAAAUGUCUCCCGGUGUUGUCGCGUGGACGAUACAGAUGCUCCAUCCCACCCUUCGUAUGUGUCUCAAUGGGAUGUCACACAAUGAAUGGUGGACCACGUGCCUGUAGUUGGCAGCUCUUUGUUGUAGUCGUCCUUGCAGUCUUUGCAAUCAUCCCUCGGUGAAAACGCUUCCAAAAUGUCAGCCCUGUUCAUGAAGCAGUGCUCAAGUACCAGCGAGCUCACCAACGCCAAACUGGACCAGUUGUACAGUACUUUUAGCUAACAGCAGAACUGCUGUUUGUAUAUUCAAGAUUUCCUCUUCUUAAACGUACCUUGAGCUGAGGAGAACAGUUAAUUUCCAACAGUAGUUAAACAGCAUCAUCUCACAGGGUAAGCAAGCAAGAAAGCUGGCUUUCUCUCCCUCAAACUUGCCACAGCCUUUACAAUUCACCAAAGGGUUUAUUAUCUUAUAUAGGACAGAUAAUAAUUUGACAAUUUUUCAUCUGACCUCUGUCACAUCUGCCGACUGGAUCCAUUUAUAAAUCCUUCUGGUUUGAUGGCAUCAGAGCACUUGUUUGAACGCAGCAUUAGAUUGGAUUUCCUGAAGAUUUGAAGAUGGGAGUGUGUUGCACUGAUGUGCUGUGAAGACUGAUUGAGGUCAUCCAGAGUACUGGCUUGCUUUAUGAACAUCAUCCGUUGAGGGUUACCACUGGAUGAGGCUAACUAAUCUACUCUGGGAAAGACUGUUCAUCUCCUAGAAUGUCAGCUGAACUCGAACAUCUCAAGAGAUGCUAGAUGGCUCCUAAGAGUGUUUUUCCUCUCCAGGAUCUUUACUCUUACAAGUUGUCGUCAGGAGCUGUUGCACAAUUAACUCUUUGCAAACUUUUUGUAAAAAUGCCCCACUGUCUUGAACUGGGAGACAAUUCGGGACUCACCAAACGCUGGCUUUAACAUGCCGUCGAAGUGUGGACUGCCACAUGCACAAGUCGAAGCAGCCAGCUGACCGUGAUAGCACACCGAACGCAAACAAGAUCACUAUGUAUGAUAAAGGCUAUAUUGUUUCUAAGAAAAGAUUCUCCUAUUUGUUCAAAACAGACAAUUGAAGACAUUUUGAAGAACACAUUGGAAAUGGAUGCAGCCAAAAAAACACAAGUGUCUACUAGAUGCCUGAAAUGAUCUCUUUGGCCUUUGAGAGUGAUUGGCACCUAACUAGCACUGGGUUGAGGAGGGUUUUUGUCCUGUUCCCACCCCCCCCAUGCAGAACUCUUCCAAUUUAGCAGCUCUCAGACUUCCUAUCAGAGAAAAGCAGCAUUCAACAGCUCUCCUAAUCGGGCCCUAUGCAUAUCCAAGAACAUUCCUGCUGACUUCCUGAUCAUACAUGUAUGUCUGAAUGCAGAUUUCUGCCCUGCUGGACACAGAAGGACUUGUAGGAAGACACAUGACACUAAUUCAAUCAAUUGGGCGGCUCUUCUCAGAGCAAAUCAAUGUGAAUGUAUCUGUUGUAAGUCUGUACAUGUUGCUGGGCCCAUGAAAACAUUUCAGUGUGGUUGGUAAGAUCAUACCAGACACCAUUUGUGUUUAUACAGUAGUUUCUCUUUUUCACAUUAGAAAUGAAUGGUUGGACUUGGAAUAACUAUCUAGUCACGGCUGGUAGCUUUUGACAUUUUACUGGUCGUACUGGACCAGCGGGAGGUCAUGAGUGCAGAUUUCCAGUGGGUGGCUGAAGUGGGUUAGGGGAGGAAAAGAUCUGCUCAGUCAGCAAUGAUAACUGCCCCAUCAGCUCAUGAAACUGCAGUGGACUGAAACACACACACACACACACACACACACAAGACACACACAUACACUCCUAGAAAACUGGAAUUAACAUUUGUCCUUGGUGAUCUGAUUCUUGUCCAACAGACACAUAAAAUCUAGUUGUUGCUCUUUGCCACAUUCUACUUAAGUGUCAUGUCUUUAAUUCACAAAUCGAAAUUUUGGAUGAACAUCCACUCAACUGAACCGCACACAAAUCAAACAGGCAGCUUGGACAAAAGUAGCUUGUCAGGAUUCUUACAAACUCGAUUGGGAACAGCUAUGUCAAGGUGUUUAUUCUUUAUUUUACAAGAUUUUUAAUACUUUGAGGCAAAGUGAGGCACACAGCAAUCUGCUUUUUGGCAUGGGAGACAGUAAAUUGAUUUCACUCUGUAUACCAGAGGCGCAUUUCAAUUUCAGGUAUGAAUGCAGCCCAGCUCAAUCAUAUGUAGACAUGAUCUGUCUGCGGCUCUGGAAGCAGAAGCUGCAUCACCUCCUGCUUCACAUAAAUAUUGAACUCUUUCUGUCUAAACGUGUAAACAAGCCAGACUCCCUUUUGUAUUGAACAUCUAGGUGACAGGCCUUCACUUGCAAAGACAGGAGGGAGUGACCACAGUAGAAACCAACUGAUACAAGUUUUAACUGCUGGUUUAUUUGCAAGGAGACUAGAAAUUCUUACAGGCCAUCCAGGUUGCAGCUACAACACUAUCAAUGCUACCGGUCAUUCUUUGUGUUUGUUGGCAUUAAUAAAAGUCAUAGAUACUGACAAACAUUUGAGGUUUGGUUUGUAGAAAAUCUAAAAAUAUCCAAUUCAGAUGGGAAUGUCAGAGCAGGUUAGCGGGUUUGUGGUUUUCCUGCAUAGCCUGACUCUCCAUGAGGAAACAAAAAAUGAAGAAUAGCAGUUCAAACCAUGGGUUAAAAUUGUAUCAUCAAUGGCAGCUCUACUUGUGUGUUUCAGUAUUUCAACAGGGCACUCUCCUGUUUAACUGAAUGGUUGCAAAUGUGUGGGAAUGUGCAGCUCGGGAGUGUUUUUUUUUUGUGUUCAUGUUUUGUACCAAUCAUAGACAGCUGAGGAUUUUGGACUGAAACACUGAAUGUGUCGUUUAUUUUUCAAGUUCACUGAGACUUUAAGGAGCCAAGACAUGGGAAUAUUCAAAUUACAGUACAGUUUAAAAUUUGGACUUGACACAAACAAAUUUUUCUCCUCAUGUGUUUGCCAGGAGCUCAAAAACUGGGAUUUCAAAUGUGAAUGUGUUUUCUUAAAAGGUUGUUUCAUGUUGUCUCCGAGGAUACGGUUCAGUUCUGUGUCAUCUUAAUGAAUGAUUGUCAAUUCUGCUGUGCCUGUGUGUUCUUCGUCUGUUUGUAUUUGCACUCUGAAUUUUUGGAAAAAUCACUUGCAUAUCUGAUGUUUUCUGUCUGCUUGUACACUACACUUCACACAAUGACCCUGGGUGAUGAAACACUGAUCACAAAGUCUGUAUAGUAGUUGUUUUUUAGCACAAAUGUACACACUCAUGCAUACAUGCGACAUGGAUUCACACGUAUUGCAGACAUGCAUACACACUUACACAAACAUGCAUGCAGAUACUCCCUAAACAACACACAAAAAACACACACACACACACAUACAUGCACAAGCGCAACCUGAAUCCACACAGUCAAACACCAACUCCUGAACGUACUCACAAAUACACACACACACACACUCUCUCUCUCCGUUCCCCUUGUGUGUUUUUCAUCGUUUUUCAUGCCACCUUGUGAGAGAUCCAGACUGCAGCUCUUGCUCUCAGCAGAGGGGGGAAACACGCAUUACUAUGUGUGACACCACCUCUGUUUCCACCAGGUCUGAAUUUCAAAUCAAACGCACCCCCUUUUUCUACCAGCAUUCCCUCAUCGACCCCCCACCCACCCCCAACCUUCCAUUUUCUCAGAAAUUAUCCUUUUCAACUCCUCUCCUCUGUCCAACUACUCCCUCUUCCCCUCCACCUCCCCUUCCUUCCUUGCCCCCUUCUCCACCUUUUUCCUCCGUUGUCUUUAUCCUUUUCUUUCUCUGUACAAAGUGUUUCAAAUUUAUUAUUUGUAUAUUAUGAUGUAUGGGUACGAUAAUGUUCUUUAUUAUGGAAAAAUGAGAAAGAUUUAUUUUUGUUACCGGUUUGUUUCAUAAUUCCUUUUUUAAAUUGGUAUUGUAAUAUCUCUAUGCAAGGAACUGUUCGGUGAAUCGUUUUUAUUUAAGAAUGUAAUUAUGUGUAAUAAAUGGUAGACGCAG